AUGGCUGGGAAUCGGGCAGUUGCGACUGAGAAAAGCGGCGACCUCGUCGUCCUCCGCACGCCUCACACCUCAAGCGUAGACGAUGUCCUUAAGCACUACCGCGUCACGCUUGAGAAGGGUCUCGACAGCAAGGCUGUCGAGGACAGGCGCCGGCUCUUCGGGGCUAACAUGCUCGAACAGAAGGCCAAGGAAUCGAUAUGGGUUCUUUUCUUGGGUCAGUUUGAUGACAUGUUGGUCAAGAUUCUGCUUGGCGCUGCCAUCGUCAGCUUCGUCCUGACCCUCACCGAGGUCACCGAUAGCUACGCGAUCACCGACUUCAUCGAGCCCUUGGUCAUCGUCGUCAUUCUCGUGCUGAACGCCUUUGUGGGAGUGUGGCAGGAAACCAAUGCUGAGCAAGCCCUCGACGCGCUGAAAAAGCUGCAGUCCACAGUGGCCACUUGCCUCAGGGAUGGCAAAUGGGUCACCAUCGACUCCGUGGACCUCGUUGUGGGCGACAUCGUGCGCAUGCGAACUGGCAACAAGGUCCCCGCCGACUUGAGGGUGUGCUCCAUUUCUUCAACUUCGCUCAGCUGCGAGCAAUCGCAACUUACUGGAGAAUCGAGGAACGUCGCCAAGACAUCGAAGCCCAUUCCGGCUGGCAUGGAGAACUGCGAAAUUCAGGAGAAGCGUAACCUGCUCUUCUGCGGUACGACGGUUUCGGCCGGGUCUUGCGUCGGCGUCGUGGUCGCGACGGGCAUGCAGACUGAGAUCGGAGCCAUUCAGGCAGCAGUACUUGACGCUGGGUCGCAGGAGAGGGGGACGCCGCUGCAGCGUAUGCUCAGCGACUUCAGCACAUCGCUUUCGAAGUUCAUCAGCGUGAUCUGUAUCGCGGUUUGGGUUAUAAACGUCAGGAACUUCAAUGACCCCAUCCACCACAGCUUCAUGAAGGGCUGCAUAUAUUACUUCAAGAUCGCCAUCGCGCUGGCCGUGGCCGCCAUUCCCGAAGGACUGCCGGCCGUCAUCACUACGAGUCUCGCUCUGGGAACGCGCAACAUGGCCAAGAGGAAUGCCAUCGUUCGCAAAUUGCCGUCGGUUGAGACUCUGGGUUGUACCACCGUCAUCUGCUCCGACAAAACCGGCACCAUCACCACCAACAAAAUGCGCGCGCAAGUGCUGAAACUGGUCGGCAAUGAUGACAAGGUUAGGUCGGUCCACUUCACCGACGACGGUAAAAUUGACACGACCAAGGGCAAUUCCAAUGAGAUCGCUCCUGGCCAGGGUCUCAAUGGACCUUUCGGUAAGCUUCUAAGCGCCGUGUUUAAGUGCGGUUGCAUCUGUUCUGAGGCAGCCGUCGAGCAGGAAGAAGGCGAGCCCACCGAAUUGGCCAUUCUCCACAUGGUGAACGACGUGCACGCUUUCCUGACGCCAAAUGGCAGUGCGAUAGUAUCGGCGGAGUACCAGAAGCAGAUCCGCAAGGAGGCCACCCUCGAGUUCUGCAGGGACAGGAAGAUGAUGAGUGUGAUUGCCAGUGAAGACGGGGGCCACCAGCUGUACACCAAGGGUGCGCCAGAGUCGGUGAUCGAGAGGUGCAACAUGUACAUGAAAGCCGACGGCACGAUGUCGCCCAUCACCCCCGCUGUCAAGGCGACUAUUAUGCAGGAGGUGGAGAUGAUGGCACGCGAUGCGUUGCGUACAUUGGCCUUUGCGUGCUCCAACGAUGCUGCCGGCGCUUUGCAGAUCUAUAAGCAAAAGAGCGCCAGUGGCGAGAUUUCCGAGGGCAGUCCGGAAUUCUUCCAGGAGAUCGAACGCGACCUCGUGUUCUUAGGUCUCACGGGUAUUUUGGACCCGCCGAGGCCACAGGUCAGGCAGGCCAUUGAAAUGGCGCACACGGCCGGUAUCAGGGUGUUCAUGAUCACCGGUGACAACAAGUUGACGGCUGAAGCCAUUGCCAAACGCGUAGGCAUUCUGCCCCCUGAAUUCCCCGCCGCGAGCGACAGGGUCUGCUACUCCUACACUGGCAAGGAAUUCGAAAAAUUGUCAGACAGCGAAAAGCGCCGCGUUGUGAGUGGCCACGGCGUGGUGUUCAGCAGGACUGAGCCCAAACACAAGCAGGACAUUGUGUCCAUAUUGAAGCAGCUGGGCGAAACUGUGGCGAUGACGGGUGACGGAGUCAAUGAUGCACCCGCGCUGAAGAUGGCCGACAUAGGUAUUGCCAUGGGCAUCACCGGAACUGAAGUCGCCAAGGAGGCCGCUGACAUGAUCCUCGUUGACGACAACUUCCAAUCUAUCGUCGCUGCCAUCGAGGAAGGCAGAUGCAUCUACUCGAACAUGAAGUCGUUCAUCCGGUACCUCAUUUCCAGCAACAUAGGUGAGGUUGCAUCUAUCUUCUUGACUGCGGCUAUGGGCAUACCAGAGGGUAUGAUGCCGGUCAAGCUGCUGUGGGUUAACCUGGUCACCGAUGGCCUGCCGGCCACCGCUCUCAGCUUCAACCCGCCUGACCACAAGGUGAUGCUGAAGCCGCCAAGGAGCAACGACGAGAAGCUCAUCGAUGGGUGGACCUUCCUGAGGUACCUUAUCAUCGGUUUGUACGUGGGGGUGUCGACCGUGGGGUCAUUCGUAUGGUGGUACGUCCGCGGUAUUUCCCCCAACGACGGUAACACAACCGUCACGCUGAAGCAGCUCAUGAGCUUCAGCAAGUGCACGCAGUGGAGUGAUUUCUCAGUCAACCGAUUGGAAGGCAUGACCGACGAUAUGUGCAGCUACUUCACGCUCGGUAAAAUCAAACCCGCCACCAUCAGCCUCACGGUGUUGGUCAUGAUUGAGAUGUUCAACGCUUACAACGCGGUGUCUGAGGAAUCGUCUCUGUUUUGCACCCCCCCGUGGUUGAACCCGCAUCUCAUGGUGGCGACCACGAUAUCGUUCACUAUCCACUGCAUCAUUCUGUACACGCCCUUCCUGGCCAGUGUAUUCGGCGUCGUUCCUCUGGACAAACACGACUGGAUUGCCGUGUUGAUGUGGUCGUUCCCCGUGAUUAUCAUUGACGAGAUCAUUAAGUGGGUGGGCAGGAACUACAUUCGGCGGUCGCAGCGCCACGAGGAGCCCACGAAACCCAUGGCAGACAAGAAGGCGGACUAA
Messenger RNA from Babesia bigemina, 3114 nucleotides. Its product is annotated as calcium ATPase SERCA-like, putative. The record is from RefSeq and is a predicted model, not a curated record. Gene Ontology annotation, molecular function: ATP hydrolysis activity; ATP binding; P-type calcium transporter activity. The transcript has a single exon. Gene Ontology annotation, biological process: calcium ion transmembrane transport; intracellular calcium ion homeostasis. NCBI's taxonomy places the organism in Eukaryota, Apicomplexa, Aconoidasida, Piroplasmida, Babesiidae. Gene Ontology annotation, cellular component: membrane. The coding region runs from base 1 to 3114 and encodes 1037 amino acids.